This is a messenger RNA of Dermacentor silvarum, 1920 nucleotides long. RefSeq lists its product as uncharacterized. The transcript is spliced from 6 exons. Lineage: Eukaryota; Metazoa; Arthropoda; Arachnida; Ixodida; Ixodidae. The coding region runs from base 107 to 1249 and encodes 380 amino acids. The record is from RefSeq and is a predicted model, not a curated record.
CCCCGCGAGGCUCGAGCCCACCUUCAGAGAAGAAGAAAACGCCACGCGGAGUGGCCGCGUUCUGCCUCCCUCGAACGUCUGGAAGAGCCCAGCCCCGGGUCACGCCAUGGAGGAGAGCAUCUUCGCAGCCAACUUCUUCGUGGUGGAGAACGUCCUCGACCACUUGGAGACCGAGGAGCUGUUCACGUGCGCCGAGGUGAACCGGCUGUGGCAGGCGGUUGCCCUGUUCCUGCUACGCAGGAAGCUGGUCUCCGUCUCCGUCUGCUGCACGCCGGACUCGGAGCGGGCUACCCUCGCCUCAGCGCUGGGAAGCUCGCACGUGUGCGUCGACAUCUUCUGCUCCAAGUUCUCGCGCUUCCGAAACAUCGCGCGCAUGGCCGGACUGCGACCAUCCCUGGUGUUCCUGUCCCAUCACGUCGACCUCAGUGAGGACAAGCGAGCGGUGGAGCGCCUGCGCGAGUUCCUGCCCCCGGGCUCCGUCAUCGUGUAUUUCAAGUUGGAGCUCGUCGGAACCGUGAACGGCACCGAUGACGUCAUGCACGAGGGCAUCUUCGGCGAGUUCUUGUUCCACGCCGAGGAAGACGGGUCCGCGGAGGGGCAGAGGACGGCUUCCGAAGAGGCCGAUGACCUGCUGCGGCAACCAUCAGAUGGCGCCAUCCCCGGGCCGUCGACCUCGACGUCUGGCUCGAACCACGAGUGCUGGCGACCCCGUGUCCAAGACACGCAGUCUGCGCCGCAGCUGGGCCUCGAUGCAGCCCCGCCUGGCCCGUCCACCGCAGUGGGUGCCCCGCUGCCCUCGUGGCCUCACCGUCCGCGUCUAGCGGCGGCGGUGGGCGGCGAACGAGGCGCGUUGUUUCGCAACGUGCUCCCGGGCGUGCUCGUGUUCCAGGCGCUUCACGUGACCGCGGCCAACCUCGAGGGCAACGCGGUGACCUCGUACUUCAUGGAGGAGGCCACCGGAAGGACCGUGCAGGUGACGUCGGCGGCUGUCUUCAGCAUCAUGCAGAGCAGCCAGCUGGAGCCGUUCAUGCGCCGGUUGAGCGAGCAGUUCGGCUCGACCAAUGACACGAUCGCCGUGGCGUUCCCGCGAAAUCAGGACGAGGCGCUCGGCGAAUUGGAGGCGUUCGAGCGCUACUUCCCCUCGGUGCCAGCGCUGGCCAAUCAAGCGACAGAGUUCAACGUGGACGGCCAGUACGCGCCCAUGAGCAGGCUCAAGAUGAUACUGCUGCUCAUCAAGCUGCUCGACUGAGGCGGUAUCGCAAGUGAGACGGAGCUUGGUCACCAGGCCCUACGCCGCCCGCCGACCGCACCCUCUGAACUGAAUUGUAUAUAAUACGUAAUACUAUAGAUAUUACCAUAAAGAGCGCCUUAUUUGCGCAACUCACGGGCGAUGUUCGAUCGAUUGCUUGCCUAUUUAACCAAUUCGCAGAUACAUUAUAUACCUAAUCAUGUUGCAUGAACUUUGCAUAAACGUUGGUAAACAGUUGUACGCGGUUUUAGUAGCUAUAACAUUCUUUGCAAGUACGGGUAAGUUGAACCAGUUAAUGCGACGACCAUGGAAGUGUUACUGAGUUUACGUUAAUCCUAUCAUGCUCGUGGUCAUUAAGCCCUUCUAAUAGACGUCUGUUUCCUGCAGUUGACAAGGUCUGUGUCAGCUGCGAGUAUGAUCGCGUAAACAGACAUGGCCAUGUCCGUGGAAACGUUUACGAGUUGACGUAAAGCCUAUUAAGCUUGCGCUAUAAUGAUACUGUCUGUUAAACGCCCAUUUCAAACAGCCGACACGGUCUGCGCGCUGUGCGUACGUGCGGAAGACAUUGCACUCACUCGCUCUUAUUCCUGUCGUGUUUGCGAACUGUUUCGGAGCGAGCCUAUGCAAGUUACUGUGGCGGAAUUAGUGUUUGUUAGCUGUGCCUUCUGUUG